This is a messenger RNA of Aedes aegypti (yellow fever mosquito), 3465 nucleotides long. RefSeq names its product peroxisomal acyl-coenzyme A oxidase 3. Gene Ontology annotation, biological process: fatty acid beta-oxidation using acyl-CoA oxidase; lipid homeostasis. NCBI's taxonomy places the organism in Eukaryota, Metazoa, Arthropoda, Insecta, Diptera, Culicidae. Gene Ontology annotation, cellular component: peroxisome. The record is from RefSeq and is a predicted model, not a curated record. The coding region runs from base 361 to 2445 and encodes 694 amino acids. Gene Ontology annotation, molecular function: fatty acid binding; FAD binding; pristanoyl-CoA oxidase activity. The transcript has 6 exons.
AACAGAACUUCAGUUUGAGUUGUGCCCUCCGGUUGUUCGCAUCGCCAGUGACUGUAGUCUUCGUCCUCGUCGUCGUCGGUUCCCGGUUCAAACUGUGUUCUAUUCGGUUGAACGGAUCUCUUUGGAGCAUUGCUUUUCGGUUUGCUUCUUACAAACUUUGGCCACCCGCAUGUUGUUCGUUUCGUUUGCGUGAAAGUGAAGUGGUUCCUUCUAUACUUGUGCAUAUUUGGGCAAAAAAUCGGAAGAGAGGCCGGCAUAUCUUUUAACUCAGCAGUGCAACAAGGAUCCGUUUUUGGCGAGCAGUGGAAAGAAGAAAUUCUCCAAGUCUGAUCCAUUAGUCAAAGCCACCCGCCUGCCAGAAUGCCGACUGACGAAGAACGGCGAAUUAUUCCGGAUGUACCACGUGGUCCGCUAUGCGAAUACCGUAGUAGAUCCAAAUUCAACUGGAAAGACUUCAAAUUAGUUUUGGAAAAUUCGACGCUGGCACGAAUAAAGUACGAUGUGUGGAAGAAGCUGGAAUCGGAACCGCUUUUCACGCCCGUCACCUCCACCUUGACUGCAGACCAGCAAAAAGAGCGGGCCGCUAAACAAGUGAAUCGGGUGGCAGAUUUGGAACUGGCCCCAGCGGAGGUCUACUCGAUGGACUACAAAUACCGAGUGCGGUACCUAAUGAGCAUCAACGAAGCACUGCACUCCGUAUGUCCGAGCAUGUCCGUUAAAAUUGCGCUGGGAGUGGGACUCUUCACAAACUCUCUGUUGGCCAUGGGAACCGAACGGCAUUCAGCAGUCUAUAAUGCGGCGUGGAACCGAGAGAUCAUAACCUGUUUGGCCAUCACAGAAGUCAGUCACGGAAGUAACACCAAGCGAUGUCGCACAACUGCAACCUAUGACCCCAAGACACAAGAAUUCGUCAUCAAUACACCGGACUUUGAGGCUGCUAAAUGCUGGGUUGGUAACCUGGGCAAAACGGCCUCAAUAGCAUUGUUAUUUGCAAGAAUGUAUACCGGAGAAGGGGAAGAUCACGGCCUCCAGGGUUUCCUGGUACCCAUAAGGGAUCCCAAAACCUUACAACCAUAUCCCGGUGUGAUCGUUGGCGACAUCGGCGAAAAGAUUGGUCUGAACGGAAUCGACAAUGGUUUCGUCAUGUUCAAUAACUACCGGAUACCGAGGGAAAAUUUGCUGAACCGAACUGGCGACGUUACACCGGAAGGAGUUUACGAGUGCACGUUUACAGAACCGGGUAAAAUUCUAGGUGCCGUGCUAGAAUCCUUCUCCGCUGGACGGCUUGGCAUCAUGCAGGAAUCAUCUAACACGUUGUCGCAUGCUGCAGUUAUAGCAACCCGUUACGCCGCACUGAGAAAACAAUUCGGACCCGAUAGAGAUGGACCUGAACAGUCAAUUAUCGAAUAUCAGCUUCAUCAAUGGAGAAUUUUCCCGUACUUAGCUGCGGCGUGCAUACUUAAGGUCUCCGUAUACGCACUGACGGAGAUCUACCUGGAAACGGUUCAAAAGUCCCAAGCCGAAUCCAACGGGUUUGAGCUGCUAACGCAAAUCGUUUCGGAACUCCACGCUCUGGUGUCAUCGUCGAAGCCUCUGGUAACGUGGACAGCCCGCGAUGCCAUCCAGGAGUCACGUGAGGCAUGCGGCGGACACGGAUAUCUGAAGGCCGCGAACUUGGGCGAACUGAGGAACAAUCACGAUCCCAGUUGUACUUACGAGGGCGACAACAACGUGCUGGGACAGCAGGCCUCCAACUGGUUGCUGCGGCAGUGGAAGGGAUCCAAGGUGGAGAGCCCAGUUGGCACGGCGCACUUCAUAGAACGACGGGAGGCUGUCCUGCGGAAUAGCUACGAUGCUAUUGUGAAGACUGGUUGCAAGGUGGAAAGUCCGGAAUUCGUUACCCAAUGCUACGAAUGGCUAAUGUGUUGGCUCCUAUAUUCCACUGUUGAUCAAAUCCAGCUAUCCAGUGAUAAUGGCGCCGAUAGGUUCAAGGCACGCAACGAUUCCCAGGUAUAUCGAGCGAGGGAUCUGAGCCGAGCUUACGCCGAAUACUACGCACUUCAAAGCUUCAGAUCCCGUUGUCAACGGGCGGACAUCUCUGAGGAGCUGGAACCAGUAUUGAACAACGUGUACUGCAUUUACGGUAUGUGGUGCAUUGAUCGUCACCUGGCCACGUUUUACGCCGGAGGAUUUGCCUCCGGGCCACGAUUCGCCGAUGCUAUUCGUAGUACCCUGCUCCAGGCUUGCGGACAAUUUAAGGACUCCGCAGUAUCGGUGGCUGAUGCCUUGUCCCCUCCAGACUGGGUCCUGAAUUCGGUGAUCGCCAAAUCAGACGGGCGGCUGUACGAAAAUCUACAAAACCAAUUCAUGACCAAUCCAGGAGCGAUGGAAAGGGCAUCCUGGUGGAAGGACAUCAUACCGACGAAGAUGAAGAGCAAGCUGUAAGAGGAUCGACAGAAACGGAAUCGUAUUUUUUUUCUACUACGGGUUUAUGAAAGCGAGAACCGAAUGUAUGUGUGUGUCUAAUAGUGCAAUCCAGUCAGAGUUGAUGUAUUUUAGAGCUAUCGAAGAUCUCGAUUCCUACCCCUGGAGUGUGUGUCCCUUCUACAAAGGCAAAUUAUCAGUGUAUCCGAGAAAACCGACAAUGCUGUACCUACCAUUACCACGCGGAGAAGUUUUUCCAGAUCUAUUCAACAAUCUCAUACACACAACUAUCAUCCAACGUUUAUUGCAGCGUUAAAAAUGGCUGAAAAUCAAGCAAAAAUGUGUCUUAUCUAUGAAUCUUAGGUAUUUAUACGGUAUAGUAUGAAAUUUAGGCAUCAAAGUAGGAAAAUCCCUUUCUAUAUACACCCACGAUGAAGAAAUCUUUACAACGUUGAACGUAUUUUCUACACUAUUGAAUUAUCCAUAUUUUUACCGAAUGUUAAUGUUUCCCAAUCCCAACGAAAUCGGAACCUAAACCUAUACUGAAAGGUCUAUACCACUUUGCUGUUAUUAGUUACAGUGCGAUAAUCCGACCCGUGAGGAUGCUACUUGCUUACAAAACGUGAGCAAAUUUGAAUGAGAGCAUCAUACUUGUGGGAUUACCGAAUAUCAUUAAAUUUAUGAAAUACAUGAACCAAGUUCUGUUUAUACUCCGAUCGGAAGAAUGUCAUCGUCAACAACUUACAUGAUAUUGCUUAAUGAGUGUUCUGUUUCUCUUGAUAAUUAUUCUUACGCCGAAUGAAGAUGAUCUAUUUUUUAGUUUUUAUUGCAUAUUUUAUUAGGUGUUACAUGAAUCAGACCCUCUUUCGGAUGAUUACCGUUCUGUGUACCAUGCAGGUGAUCUGCUGUUGUGGUUUCAUAAUAAACCGAAGCAUGAGACUAAUAUAAAUUCUCCCGGUGUAAACUUUGUAUAACAUAGAAAUUGUCCAAGUGAGCAUUUAUUGUGACCGAAGUAAAAAUCCGAAGAUGUGAGCCAUGUCA